AUGGUAGCGCAUCAUAACCGACAGACCGAUGGUGGCGUAAAUAAUGCAAUGAGCAUCGUUUUACCUAAAAGGGCUAAUGUUGAUUUCCUAGCACCUUCGCAGGCUUUACAGGAUGCAAAGAAGAAACUUGGACCUGUCUAUUUUGAUGCCAAAUUAAUAGAAUGUCCACAAAACGCAGUGGAACUUUCAAAGCUCAUACAAGAAUGGGAUGAGAUAGACAAGAAAAAAUUCAAGAUUAUCGAAGAAACCAGAAGAAAUCAGAGAGUUUUGUUACAUACAUUGGGUUCUAAGUAUACUUUUUCUAAACAUGUCACAGGUCUAGAUUCUGCCUCCGAUCUACGAGACGCGAAGCUUCCACCUCCAGGCUUCCGAUAUCAUUCUAAUGGAGCCCCAAAACUGUCGCUUGUUCAAGAUCAAGAUAUCUUUUCUGAAUAUUCUCCAUCACAAAGUUGGUUAGAAUUAAAGUCUGAAGGAGACGAGGAGCCAUUCGGGUUACCUCUAGGUGCUCCUCGACGUCAUCUGUACAAGAAAGAUAUUGAAGAUGCUUCGAAAACUGCUAUUGAAAAUAUAUCCGGUAACGUUAGCCUAUCGUCCACAAAUUCGGACUUUCAACCGGCGAUAACAGAUAAAUACAUUCCAGGUGAAUCAAGAAUAACUAUUGCCAAGAUUGAGAAGGAGGAACCGUCAAUUAAUAUCGAUUAUGAAAACGAAAUUAAGAAUCUCGAAAACAUCAUAAAGGAAAUCAACGAGGACUUGGAAAAAAAUAAUAUUGAUCUGCAUGAAAAUUCUGGCAGUGCCAAAGGUAAAGUUUAUGCAUUCCUUAGAGCGCAUGCUCGCGGUGACAAAGUGUCUCUUAAACAACUAGUUGAACCUCAAGAAUGGUCAAGACCUAACGAUAGAUUUGCAAUACCACCCGGGUCAUCCACGUUUGAUGUUCGCGAUCCUUUACGAAAAUCGAAGAGCUCUAAAUCUGAUCUGCAUAAAAGGAAAAUUAAUACCCGGAACCACGGUAACUGUGUGGCAUGUGUGUGUAAAAUCAAAGACCACAAUGCCGCGUUAAGCCAAAAGAGGAAAGACGUAAGUAAACUUGUCCUAAAGCGAUGGAAUAGCUCGACACGCGGGAAUCUGAAUGAGAGCUCAACAUUUCUAUCGACAGCGUUUCUAAAUAAGCGCGCUUGUUCAGCAGUUGCUUUGCGUAGAAAUCACAACAGCUCUCCACGAGCAGAUAAUGCUUCGCCCAUUAGGUCCUCGAAAACUACUGUUCCUCAUAAGGACGAGGAAGGAAAAUAUCCACUGACCAGACACACCAAGAAAUCUUCGCAGGUGAUGUUUAGGACAGAAAGUCUGUCUAGCAAUAAUGAUUCACUACUUCGGACCGCAAAGAGCACUCCCGAAACUUCAGUACGAAAGCAAGUUAGUUCUAGAGAACACCUGAGAAAUACGAAGAGUGCGAUGAGCGAGAGGAAAAUUGAUGUACUUGAGAGAAGAGCUCAGAGUGCUUUGUUCGCCCGACCUUCGUCUUGUUUAAGGGAUCGUCAAUCUAGAAUGGAAUUCCUCAAAGAGGAUGCGCGUCUGGAAGAACAAGAAUGUACUCGAAAAGUGGAAGCGUUCAUCAAGAAAAUGAAGAAAAUGACCGCGCCUCCUAAACCGAGCAUUGCAUUUCUUUAG
Messenger RNA from Ylistrum balloti, 1668 nucleotides. RefSeq lists its product as uncharacterized. The transcript has 2 exons. NCBI's taxonomy places the organism in Eukaryota, Metazoa, Mollusca, Bivalvia, Pectinida, Pectinidae. Bases 1 to 1668 code for a protein of 555 amino acids. The record is from RefSeq and is a predicted model, not a curated record.